Copidosoma floridanum is the source of this 1522-nucleotide messenger RNA. RefSeq names its product venom acid phosphatase Acph-1-like. Gene Ontology annotation, biological process: dephosphorylation. Lineage: Eukaryota; Metazoa; Arthropoda; Insecta; Hymenoptera; Encyrtidae. Gene Ontology annotation, molecular function: phosphatase activity. The record is from RefSeq and is a predicted model, not a curated record.
CUUUAAAGCCGUUUUUCUCGAAAAUUACAAAAAUUGAGUAAAUCGGUUGACGUAUACUCUACUCGAUAAAUAAACGUUGAUCAUACAACACGCUGCAGGUGCGACCAGAUGCUUCAACAAGUGCGAAGAGGGCCAGAGUAUGUGAGAGCCGUGUCCAAGCACUCGGGCGUAUUCGACUUGAUGAGGAACAAGACGAGCAUGCACGUGUCGUAUCACUGUCCAAACCCAGUGAUCGGUAUGUUCAAUCUGCUUCAAAUCAACGAAAAAUUGGGCCUGCCGUUGCCGGAUUGGUACACCGAGGAGGUCAAAAGGGAGCACAGGAGCGCCUACGCCGAGGUGAUGCGGUCAAAGGCCCACACGAUCAGGCAAAGGAGACUCGACGGCGGCCCCUUGGUGAGGACCACCCUGGAGAACAUGAACUUGAACGGGAGCUUGACCAAUCCACGAAAGAUAUACCUCUACAGCGGACACGACAUGACCCUGUAUGGGUUUUUCAAGGCGUUGGAUGUCGGCGAUCACGAUCACGUUGACUUUGGCACGACCAUCGUACUCGAGAAGCUCCGGGACUCCCGCAAUAAUCGGAUUUUCGUGAGGUUUCUAGUGUACAGCCCGAUCGAGGACAAAACGAUAGCCGUGAGGGUCGGCGGUUGCGGGGAGUUUUGCCCGGCCGAGGACUACGUGAAACACAUAGCCAAUGUGGUGCCAACGGACGAGGAAAGGGACGUUCUUCUCAACGAGUUCAACGUGGGCAGGUUGAAGGACCUGUUCUUCGUCGACGAGAAGGUCAGGAAACCAUCGGCCCAGGCUCGCGAGUUUGAUCCCUACGCGUGUGUGUACAAGAACAAUGCCCAGGAGGAUUGGAACGAUGUUUAACAUGUGGACAUUAUGGCAUUGGGGCGUUUUGUGUGACGAAAUCGAGGCACGCGAGUUGACGGUGUUGUUUCAUUUUUAGGGGACCUGUAAUUUUGUCGGAGCAAAAAGUGUAUAGCCACUUAUAAAUCGUCUGUUUUUAGUGUAAAACAAAUUUUUAACUUAGCAUGAGGGCUAUCUGAGUUGGUCACGUGGUGUAUUUGUGGAUGUAUGUAUGUUAUCAAAUUUUUCGACCAACAAUUGUUAUCCAAAGUUGUAGAUCACGAUAAAAUAUAACUUUUUUCUAUAAUACAUGUUGCUCUGUAAGGCAAAAUAUAUGCACGAAAACAACGAGAAAAACCCGUUUUUUGCCACUUACAGAAAUAAAUUUAAAUCCUACAACAAAGUGUUAAAUACAAAAGUUGUGAAGCCCAUUAAAAUGAAACUUUUUUGUAAUGCAAGUUUGUCUGUAAAGUACCUUCUUAACGAUUUAAUCGUCAAAAAUCGUUUUACACCAUCUUAUUUUUGUACAUUACAUUUUUAGACGAAAUGAUUGAUAAACAAGUUAUAGAUCUUCCAAAAAUACACUUGUUUGCAUUGACUGAUUCCAUCUAUUGUGUUGUUAUAAUAUAAUAAAUAUCGAAAACAGUUUCAAAAUGGUUAAAAAAGUGUU